Messenger RNA from Lactuca saligna, 2487 nucleotides. The record is from the annotation of a GenBank genome assembly. Lineage: Eukaryota; Viridiplantae; Streptophyta; Magnoliopsida; Asterales; Asteraceae.
AUGCACCUCCACCACCUCUGCUUUGUGUUACCAUCUGACGGCGAUGACAUACACCCAUUUGAUCACCACAACCGCCGCCUCCCUCCUUCUACACCACCAACACCACCAUCUAAGACCCGAUCAUGUGGUGCUAACCUCCAAGAGGUCCUCCGUAGAACACUUCAUAGAUUCUGUGUAAAAUCACCGCCGGCGAUCUUCCAUGACACCGACGGAGUCCAAUUUUCUAAAGAGACGAUUGUUUCCGGCCACAAUCCCAAGACUUUUACAUACUCGGAGCUUUAUAUAGCCACCAAAGGGUUCAGCCAGGAUGAAAUCUUGGGGAGUGGCGGGUUUGGAAGAGUUUUCCGGGCGGUGUUGCCGAGUGAUGGAACGGUGGCGGCGGUGAAGUGUUUGGCGGAGACGGGAGAGAGGUUUGAGAAGAGUUUCGCGGCGGAAUUGGUGGCUGUGGCCCAUCUCCGUCACCGGAACCUAGUCCCACUACGUGGGUGGUGUGUUCAUGAAGAUCAGCUCCUUCUCGUUUAUGACUACAUGCCAAACCGCAGCCUUGACCGGUUGCUUUUCCGGCGGAUGGAAAACAGUGGAACUCCGGUGCCGGUGCUUAGUUGGGAAAGAAGAAUGAAAAUAGUGAAGGGUUUGGCGGCGGCGCUGUUUUACCUCCAUGAACAGCUGGAAGCUCAGAUCAUCCAUCGUGAUGUGAAAACAAGCAAUGUAAUGCUUGAUUCUCAUUUUAAUGCGAGGCUUGGUGAUUUCGGGUUAGCGAGGUGGCUGGAGCAUGAACUCGGGUACCAGACAAGAACGCCGUCGAUGAACCACCAGUACCAGCCAUGCCGGCUGGUGGACACGACAAGAAUCGGCGGAACAAUUGGUUAUUUACCACCGGAGAGCUUCCAGAAAAAAGGUGUCGCCACCGCAAAAUCUGAUGUUUUCAGUUUUGGCAUUGUUUUGCUGGAGAUUGCUUCAGGGAGGAGGUCAGUGGAUAUUACACUUCCCGAUGAUGAAAUCAUUCUCGUCGAUAAAGUCAGAAGAUUAGCAGACGAAAAGAUGAUUCUCAACGCCGCCGAUGGCCGGCUGCCAAAUGGGUCCUACAACCGUCAUGAAAUGUCCCACAUGAUUCGUCUCGGGUUGUUAUGUACACUCCAUGACCCGAAAACCCGACCCAGUAUGAAAUGGAUCAUCGAAGCACUUUCCGGCGGGAUUUGCGCCACCAUCCCGGAGCUUCCUUCUUUCAAAUCCCACCCUCAGUACAUAUCUGUAACUCGUAGCACCCCCACCACCACAGCCACCACGACUUCCGCCACAACAACCACCACUACUUCUUUCGCAAUUGCUUCAAGUGGCGGCUCAACCACCUUCGCCACCGCCAGGGGAGAAAGCCUGUACAUAACCGCCGAACAAGAACAAGAAAACAGUGCCGAUAUCGGUGACGGAAUGAUCUCUUCUGCACAAAUGAGCCGCCGUCAAUUAAGCUCCUUUCCCAUGGUUGAACCUCCGAGGGAGAUCACCUACAAAGAACUUCUCUCCGCCACUGACAAUUUCUCAGAAUCUAAUCGGUUAUCAGAGGUUGAUUUCGGAACUGCUUACUACGGCGUUCUUGACAACCAUGACAUUAUCGUAAAGCGGCUCGGGAUGAAAACAUGUCCGGCGCUCCGCCUCCGUUUCGCGAAUGAACUCUCAAAUUUGGGGAAACUCCGCCACCGGAACCUGAUACACCUCCGUGGGUGGUGCACUGAACAAAACGAGAUGCUGGUGGUUUACGACUACUCCGCUAAUCGUCUCUUAGGUCAUCUUCUUUCCCAUCACACCCACCGGAAAUCACAGGUCCUAAAAUGGGAUCAUCGCUACAACAUCGUGAAAUCCCUCGCCUGUGCAAUCCGAUACCUUCACGAAGAAUGGGAAGAACAGGUUAUCCACAGAAACAUCACAUCAUCCGCCAUAUACAUCGACCCAGACAUGAACCCUAGGCUCGGAUCCUUCGCUCUUGCAGAGUUCUUAACAAGAAACGAACACGGACAUCACGUAGUGGUCGACAAGAAGGUUUGUGUUCGUGGGAUUUUUGGGUACAUGGCGCCGGAAUAUAUGGAGGCAGGGGAAGCUACAACAAUGGCGGACAUCUACAGCUUCGGCGUGGUGGUUCUGGAGGUGGUGAGUGGGCGGAUGGCGGUGGAUUUCCGACGGCCUGAGGUGCUGUUGGUGAAAAGGGUUCAUGAAUCUGAAGGAUACGAAGGCAAUUAUGAAGAACUGGUGGAUCCAAGAUUAGAUGGAGAGUAUAAUCGGAAAGAAUUGGUGAGGUUGGUGAAGUUAGCGAUGGCGUGCACACAAUCUAACCCUGAUUUAAGACCGACGAUGAGAAUGGUUGUGAGUGUACUUGAUGGCCAUGAUAGAUGCUUCAUAGAAGAAGGGCAAAAGGAAAGUAUAAAUGAAUGGAAAGAAAGAAAUGCAUUAUCUUUGUCACUUAUUAGACGAAUUCAAGCUUUGGGAAUACAAUGA